AUGAUGGGAUUUUCCACCUCAACAAUAAUCGUCAUUGCCAUUGCAGCCUUCAUUUUUCCAUCUCAAGAUACCUCAUUAUGCGAGGCUGCACUGGCCUCAGUUUGUCCCAGCGACUCCGUCUGUUUCCAGUGGGGUGUCCCCGAAUCUUCGAGCGGCCCCGAAUCAGGCGCCAUGUACUUGCAGCUUCAAGCGUCCCCGUCUUAUCAAUGGAUUGGCCUCGGCACGGGAAGCAGGAUGCGAGGGUCAAACAUGUUGGUUGUGUACCAAAAUGGCCAUGGUAACGUAACCUUGAGCACGAGACAAAGCACCGGACAUAGCAUGCCGACGUACGCGCAACGCCCCGACGUCCAACUCCUCGAGGGUUCUGGCGUCUUAAACGGGACUCUGAGAGCCAACAUCCGAUGCGGCGAAUGCUCUGACGUCGGCGUCGGCGGCUCGUCAAACUGGAUAACGGCCUGGAAACAAGGUCCGCCUCUGUAUUCAUCAGAUUUGUCGGAGGCCAUCGCGUAUCACGAUGGGUAUAGCAGCUUCACGGUGGAUCUUGCGCAGGCAGCCAUCGCCUCGGAUGAGAACCCUUUCCUCUCUAAUAAUAGUUCUGUCGAUACACACUCGGGCCUCUCAUCGGCGAUCUCUAGACUGAAUACUGUGGAUCAAACGAGUGAGACUGCGGCUCUUUUAUGGGCUCACGGUAUUGUUAUGAGUGUGGUGUUUUUGAUUGGCUUUCCGGCCGGAUCCUUCAUCAUGUUGUUGGUUGGCCGGUGGAAAAUCCACGCUGGUUGGCAAGUACUAUCCUUUAUUGGGUUGUGUUGCGGAUUUGCCAUUGGGGUUAUGAUUUCCCCGCGAUAUAAUGGACUCUUCCAAGAUAGCCAUACUCGACUUGGUGUUAUAGUGUUUGCUCUCAUGGCCAUACAGCCUGUACUAGGAUGGCUACACCACGUACACUACUGCAAGUACCGGAAGCGUGGUAUCGUCAGUCACAUCCAUGUAUGGUACGGCCGCUGCCUCAUGGGCCUUGGCAUAGUGGCUGGUGGCCUUGGUCUCUGGCUAGCCCGCGCUCCCCAAGGGUUUAUCAUUACCUACUGCGUAGUGGCUGGGUUAGUCGCAUUAUGUUACUGUGUCAGCAUCGUUUUUGGCCGCAGGAAAUAUAAUGGUGCUGCCGGCAAAGACGUAAAUACAUACAUGUUGCCAGACAUGUCGGAGGAGUCGAGGUUGAGUUCUGCCGUAUCCAAAACCAAUCGGGCCCGUUAG
Metarhizium robertsii ARSEF 23 is the source of this 1248-nucleotide messenger RNA. Its product is annotated as GTP cyclohydrolase I/Nitrile oxidoreductase. The record is from RefSeq and is a predicted model, not a curated record. Bases 1 to 1248 code for a protein of 415 amino acids. NCBI's taxonomy places the organism in Eukaryota, Fungi, Ascomycota, Sordariomycetes, Hypocreales, Clavicipitaceae. The transcript is spliced from 3 exons.